Melanotaenia boesemani (Boeseman's rainbowfish) is the source of this 3295-nucleotide messenger RNA. It is a transcript of the gene lig1, whose product is annotated as ligase I, DNA, ATP-dependent. The transcript is spliced from 27 exons. NCBI's taxonomy places the organism in Eukaryota, Metazoa, Chordata, Actinopteri, Atheriniformes, Melanotaeniidae. Gene Ontology annotation, biological process: DNA biosynthetic process; DNA recombination; DNA repair. Bases 149 to 3190 code for a protein of 1013 amino acids. The record is from RefSeq and is a predicted model, not a curated record. Gene Ontology annotation, molecular function: ATP binding; DNA ligase (ATP) activity; DNA binding. Gene Ontology annotation, cellular component: mitochondrion; nucleus.
GAUGUCAUUUUGGCGCCUAAUAUUAUAAGUUAUUUGAUGAGUCUAUAGCGCGGGAGACAGUGCAUUUGUAUGUGCAUUUAGUACUAGUGUUAUACUUUCACGAGUUAUUAUAAUUUGGUAUAAGGUGAAGACACCGCUUAAAGACAAAAUGCAGCGGAGCAUCGCAUCAUUUUUUCAGCCCAAGAGCAAGGAUAAGGACAUUCAGAAGAAAACCUCAGAGGAACCAGUGAAGAAACCUGUCAAAAGCCCCCUGAAGGUGCAGAAUGGUGUUCAUGAAGCAGAUUCACCCAUCAAGAAGGUUGGCAAACGCAGCCGCCAAAUCCUGGACAGCGAUGAUGACGACGCGCCGGUUGUUAAAGAACAAGCUGCCACCAAAGAACAAGCAGACAAAGAAGCUCCUGGUAAAUCAGAGAAGAAGGAUGAUGUGUUUAAGGCAAUUCCCACCCCACUAUCUCCACCACCAGCCCCGGCCACACCUGUAACCCCUGCCACUCCAGCUACACCGGCCUCUUCAGCUUCACCAGGAACCCCCAGCACACCCAACUCCAUCUCCCCCACUGGGCUUGUCAAACGCAAGACUGCGAGGAAGAUGUUCCCCAAGAGGAAAUUGGAUGAGAGCAGGAGCAGCAGCGAGAGUCAGAAAGAAGAGGUAGAAGCCACCAAGGAGCCGGGUCAGCAAAACAAACGACCCCGUGUGGAGAGCAGUGCCAGCAGUGCAGGGAACACUGAUGAACCCAUGGAGGAGGGGGCCAUGGAAGAAAAGGCUGAAAAGCCAGUGACUGAGGCUAACGGCCCAGACGAGGAGGUGGAGAACAAGAAGAAAGGGGAAGGAGCAAAGGCCAAGGAGGAGGAGCAGGAGGAGAAAAAGAGCUCUGAUGAGACAGAAAAGAAAGCUGAGGGGGUGGAAAGGAAAAACGAAGCAAAGGAGGAUAUGGAUGAUGAGAAAGGACUCGCCGUCACUAAAGAGGAAGUGGAUGAAAAGGACACAGGAGAUGGAGGAGAGAGCCCAAAAAGUCAAAUGCUUAAAAAAAAGCAAAAAGAGGCAAAGGAGCUGAAAGAUAAGGAGCCAGCCAAGAAACUCCCCAUCAGCAGUUUCUUUGCUCCCAGAAAAUCUGCAGUUAAGACAGAGACAACAGAAAAGAGUGAAGGAGACAAAAAAACAACUCCAGAGAAGAAGACGUCAAAGGAGGAGCAUAAAGACACAAAGAGUGAGUCAACAUCAGGACAAACAAAUUAUGAUCCAUCCAGACCAAAUUACCAUCCUGUGGACCAUGCCUGCUGGAAGCAAGGCCAGAAAGUGCCGUACUUGGCAGUGGCUCGCACUUUUGAGAAAAUUGAAGAGGACUCUGGCAGGCUGCGAAACAUCGAGACGCUGUCGAACCUGUUUCGCUCCGUGCUGCUGCUCUCUCCAGAUGACCUGCUGUGCUGCGUGUACCUGUGUUUGAACCAGCUCGGCCCUGCCUACCUGGGGAUAGAACUUGGUGUCGGAGAAACGGUGCUGAUGAAAGCGGUCGCACAAGCAACUGGGCGACAGUUAGAGAAAAUUAAAGCUGAAGCCCAGGAAAAAGGAGAUUUGGGCCUAGUGGCAGAGAGUUCCCGUAGCAACCAGCGCAUGAUGUUCCAGCCAGCCAGUCUGACAGUUGGGGGCGUGUUCAGGAAAUUGAAGGAAAUUGCCAGUAUGAGUGGGAACUCGGCCAUGAAUAAGAAAAUCGACAUCAUCAAAGGCCUCUUUGUGGCAUGCCGCUUUUCAGAGGCCCGCUACAUAGUCAGGUCCCUCGCUGGGAAGCUGAGGAUUGGCCUUGCAGAGCAGAGUGUGCUUUCUGCUCUCAGCCAAGCUGUCUGCUUGACCCCACCUGGACAAGGUUUCCCUCCUGCUGUGCUCGAUGCAGGGAAGGGUAUGAGUGCCGAGAGCAGGCGGACCUGGAUCGAAGAAAAGAGUCUCAUCCUCAAACAGACUUACUGCGAAAUGCCCAAUUACGACAUCAUCAUCCCUGUUCUGCUAAAAGAGGGCAUUGACCAGCUACCCAAGCACUGCACACUCACUCCAGGUGUACCGCUGAGACCCAUGUUGGCUCACCCCACCAAGGGUGUUGGCGAGGUCAUGAAGAGGUUUGACGAGGCAGCGUUCACCUGCGAGUACAAAUACGAUGGAGAGCGCGCGCAGAUUCACAUUCUUGAGAAUGGUGAAGUUCGAAUAUUCAGUCGCAACCAGGAAGACACCACCAGUAAAUACCCAGAUAUCAUCUCUCGCAUCCCCAAGAUGAAGAAGGACUCUGUGGUGUCCUGUGUUGUAGACUCAGAGGCUGUGGCCUGGGAUCCUGAGAAGAACCAGAUCCAGCCCUUCCAGGUCCUCACCACUCGCAAGAGAAAGGAUGUUGAUGCCUCAGAGAUCAAAGUCCAAGUGUGCGUCUUUGCUUUUGACCUCCUCUAUCUCAAUGGCGAGUCUCUGGUAAAGCAGCCGCUGUGCCGGCGUCGGGCUCUGCUGAGAGAAUGCUUCUCACCAGUGGAGGGAAAGUUGGAGUUUGCCCGUUCCAUCGACUCCGACGACACGGAUACCAUCGCAGAGUUCCUGGAGCAGUCUAUACGAGACUCCUGUGAGGGCCUGAUGGUGAAGACUCUGGAAAAGGAUGCUACCUAUGAGAUUGCCAAGCGCUCCCAUAAUUGGCUCAAGUUGAAGAAGGACUACCUGGAUGGGGUGGGCGAUACAGUAGAUCUUUGUGUGAUUGGCGCCUAUCUGGGGAAAGGAAAAAGGGCGGGCACUUAUGGCGGCUUCCUGCUGGCCUGCUAUGAUGAAGAAAAUGAGGAAUUCCAAUCAGUCUGUAAGAUCGGGACAGGCUUCAAGGAUGAAGAUCUGGAGCAGCAUUACAAGUUCUUAAAGGAGCACAUCCUGCCCAAACCUCGAGCCUACUACCGUGUGGACCAGUCAGCUGAGCCUGACUUGUGGCUGGAUGCCGUGCAGGUCUGGGAAGUGAAGUGUGCCGACCUCUCUCUGUCGCCCGUCCACAAGGCUGCCAUGGGACUGGUGGAUCCAGAGAAAGGUAUUUCUCUGCGGUUCCCCCGUUUUCUUCGCAUCAGAGAUGACAAGAAGCCGGAAGACUCCACAACUGGAGCUCAGAUUGCCGAUUUGUACAAGAAGCAGCAACAGAUUCAGAACCAAGGGGAUAAAGCUGACCUGGAAGACUACUACUGAUCGUCAGCGGGGAAUAAUAAAUAAUGGAAAUUUUAAUGUAAUUGUAAAUAUCUUCUCCUUUUUGUACUGUUGAAUGAAAAUAAAGGCUCUUGCCACUUUUUAGCA